GUCCUUGAUUUUGAACUUCUAGUUUAAUGUUAAUUCGAGGUGUCUAUAUUUAUUCAAUAUCAUAACAAAAUAAUAAUUAUCAGUGAAUUCAAUGUCACCUAUUUAAUUGACACUUUUAUACUGUAACAUAUGUCAAUGACUAGAUCAAUACUUUUGAUUUCAUCGUGGGGAAAAUCAUUUUCAAAAAGCCAUACUGCUUGUCAUCAUUUUAAAACACAUAUUGCUAAAAUGUCAACAACUGUCACAAACAAGGAUGUGAUUCAUGAUUCGUCUAUUCGGGAAUUUUACAUACCGUUGAAAGAAGAGGGUUUUGAGGGGAAAGCCUACCUCCAGUACAGCUUCAUAAAGCCGGACUAUGUUGAUCUAGAACAUACUGUCGUACCAGAGCACUUCCAGGGUAGAGGAAUCGCUAAAGUACUAGCAAAGACUGUAUUCGACCACUUUGUCGACGAGCAAAAAUACAUUCGUCCAACCUGUACAUACCUCCAGAAGUUUUAUAAUGACAACCCCAUUCCCAGAUAUGCAGAGAAAGUGAAAUGGAACUAGUUUCUGUGAUGUCAUGAAAUGUUCAUAUUGACACUAGCAAACCAGUUAUGUCUCAGGCAUUUAGAAUGAUAUACAACAGUGAACUUGAACGUCAACAAGCUGAAAGAGGUCUUAAAAGUAUAGUAAACAGCACUAAGCCACUUGGUGAAAUUAGCGCAAGACUGCAAGCUGUGCACUGAUAAAUUGUUUUCCGUGUUUGCUCAAAUUCUUUUUUUAUAUCGCAGGGAUUGUCCAAAAACUAAAUGUCAAGCAAUGUAGAUGGAUUUUGGGCUUGUUCAUCCAAUUUUUUUUUUGAUUAAUUAAAGUGACACUCUUAUUCAAAAUCAAUGCAUACACAUGUAUCGCAAACAUCAAUUUUGACUAAUAAACCUUUUACUACUUACCAAAUAAUGCAUUAAUUGAUAAUAUUAUUUACUGAUAACAAGAUUGUGACCGUGUAUUUAAUAGCAGAAAGCGCAAAAAUAUUAAAUGAUUGGUGAAUGCUAAAACAUUUACUGCGGUCUACUAUAGUCUCAUAAGGUAAAAUUACCGUGUUUUAUGCUCAUUUCUUUCAAAUUAAACACGGUAUCCUUCAUAAGAACCAUAGUUUUCGACAUUUCUUCAUCUUUUUGGGAAUAUUAAAACAAUAUUAUUAAUUGUGGUAAAUCUUAUCUGGAAGUAAGAGAGCAUCUUUGAUUUAGUUAUAUUUUAGUUUACUAUAUUAAAGUAAAAGUAGAAUGGCAGCGCCCAUGUAGUAUAAUUAGCUUUUAAAGUCAAUGGUAAUUAUAAGCUAUUUAACUUUUUUUCCAUGAAUAUCAUAUUUGAUACAAUGCCAAAAUUUUAUAUUAUAAAGACCAUUUCUGCUUAUCGCAUUUCUUGUUAAAUGACAAUUAGAUACAGUUCAGGUUAAGCAGGAACAUGUCUGUUGAAAUUCAGUAUUAUGAAGAUUUUUGUUCAUUGUCUUUAUAAUUAUAUAUCAUCAGUCUACUUGUAACAUUAUGUGUUAAAUUAAAUGAAAAAAAGAAGAAA
This is a messenger RNA of Mya arenaria, 1554 nucleotides long. RefSeq names its product protein NATD1-like. The record is from RefSeq and is a predicted model, not a curated record. The transcript has 3 exons. Lineage: Eukaryota; Metazoa; Mollusca; Bivalvia; Myida; Myidae. Bases 130 to 546 code for a protein of 138 amino acids.